AUGCAGCCUUAUCUUCCUAUCUUUAGGCCUACAAUGGAAGUGAUUUUGGAUCAGGUGCGAUCGAUGGACCCCGUGAAAAAGUAGCUCAGGCCGAAUAUCUUCUACAGUAACAGCAUUACGGACCCCUAACGGGAUAUUCCAUUUUGUGCACAGGUUAUCUAGUUAUGCAAACAAUUUCCAAUUUGCUGCUAUUAUCGAAACGAACUGUAAACAAUGAUUCAAAAUAUUCAGGACGUUCGUGGCUAUGAUUGAUUUUAGCUGGGCCCUAUGCUACAAUGUUGCUUGGAGACAUGGGAGCUGACAUCAUCAAAGUUGAAAAGCCAGGGUGUGGGGAUGAUACAAGAAGCUGGGGUCCGCCAUUUGUUCAGAAAGAGAGCUGCUAUUUCAUGUCCGUAAACCGUAACAAACGAAGCAUUGCAGUGGAUAUUAAACAGCCUAAAGGUGUGGCUAUCAUUAGAGAAUUAGCAAAAAAUAGUGAUGUUAUGAUUGAAAACUUCGUGCCUGGUGGCCUUGAUAAGCUGGGCUUGGGUUACGAGGAUAUGAAGAAAAUUGCACCCUCACUCAUCUAUUGCUCAAUCACAGGAUAUGGCUCUGAUGGUCCUUUAGCUAAGAGGGCAGGAUACGAUGUUGUGGCUGCCGCAAUGGGAGGAUUACUUCACAUCACUGGCAACGAGGAUGGAGAUCCAGUGAGAGUUGGAGUGGCUAUGACUGACAUAUCAACCGGUCUUUAUGCCCAUGGCGCAAUAAUGGCAGCCAUUUUGCAACGUCAAAAAACAGGAGAAGGUCAAAAGAUUGACUGCAAUUUACUUUCAACUCAGGUAGCUGUUCUAUCCCAUAUAGGGAGCAAUUACCUGAUUGCAGGAAAAGAGGCCAAGAAGUGGGGUACUGGUCAUGAAAGUAUUGUUCCGUAUCAGGCUUUCAAGACAUCGGACGGUGCCUUUUUGGUGGUAGGUGGUGGUAAUGAUCAGCAGUUUUCUUCUGUCUGUAAGGUUCUAGGUAUGGAGCAUUUGUUAAAUGACUCAAGGUAUACAAGUAAUAGAGAUCGAGUUAAAAACAGACGACCCUUGAUAGCAACCCUUUCAAAAAGACUUUCGGAAAGAACAAUGGCAGAGUGGUUAGAGGCAUUUGAAGGUUCUGGUGUUCCCUAUGGUCCAGUGAACUCCAUGCAGGAAACAUUCACCAAUCCACAGGUCAUUCAUAAUGGAAUGGUGCAAGAGAUAGAGCAUCCUGUUGUUGGCAAAAUCAGGAUACCUGGUUCGGCUGUUAGAUUUAGUUCACAAUCAAUUCAAAAUUCUGAACCACCUCCGCUCUUAGGGCAACAUACAGGGCAGAUUCUGAAGGAAAUUCUUGACUACAGUGACUUUCAAAUAAAUCAACUUAAGGAGGAACAUAUUAUUGAAGAUGAAAACCUACCACAAGAAAGCUGUUGAUGACAUCCACGUCUAUGAUCCAGUCAAUCCAAUCAUGUCAGCUCUACAUCCCCAAGUCUACAUGAUAAAAAAAAUGAUAUUACAUGUUUAAUAUGCAAUAUUUGUGUGCUAAAAUUUGUCAUGGUGUAUAUACAAAACUGAAUGAAGUGUAUGAUGAUGAUGAUGAUGAUAACAAUAAUAAAGUAAUAUUCAUUUAUAAUGUUGGUAAUGUGAAAUUCGACCGUCCAUUAGUGUUAUUAGCAGAAUUUUAAAGGUAUGAACAUUAAAUCAAUUUUAUCAAAUUUGUAUAAUUUACUCGCAAUAACAGGUUUUAUUCUCGAAAAUUAAAAAAUAGAGUGCUAAAUAUUGAAUCACAAUGGCUUCUAUUACUUUUUUCUGAAUUUUUUUCAUACUAUCUUAAGUGGUAGUCUUUUUAAACAUUAAAAAUCCCAGUGCUUUGAAAUAUCUACUUCUAUAUCAAGGCAUUGAUAAUCUAAGGGGAAGUGUCAGUACGUAGUUCGAUACGCGGUAAACUCAGGGCACUAUGACAGGUGUGAGGGCACAGGUGUAUUAGUACAGAGGUGAUUUAUCUUGCAUUGAUACAUCAAAAUCAUCAAUGAGAUAUAAAAAUGUCAUACGAAAUUGAUACAAGUGACGAUUAAUUAUAUAAGUGCAAAGAGGUGGUGUUGUCUGGAUGGCAUCAAAGCGGUCUUGUGAUAUUGAAAUGAAAGAUACCUUAAGAUCAACAAUUAUAGGCCAAGUUGACAUUGUUUUUCAAAUAUAAUCGAGGAGAGCUACUUGGCGCAGUUGGGCACUUAGCUUUUUACUGGUGUCACUUUUGGGCACUUCAGAGGUGACGCAAAGUGGUUGAUCUAGUGCACAUCGUGACCGGUGCACGUUUUAAUGACACAAUACACUAUUGAUUUUGUAUUACAUUUUUCUGAGUUUUUUUCACCUCUCCUUAGAUUAUCAGUGACGUAAAUAGCCACUAUUGAUUUUAGUUUUUUAAAUUAUUUAUUUGAUCCCAAAAAAGCAGGAUAUUGUCUGUAACCUGCACUGGCUACCUAUUCGCCCACGUGUUAUCUUAAAAAAUCCUUUUAUUGUAUUUUAAGGCUCUUUGAUUCCAACAACCCUCUUAUAUCUCUGAAAUUCUGAACACCUGUGUUCCCAUACCGCCGUCUCCGCCCAGCAAAUAAGUUUCUUUUCACUUUGAAUUAAAAAUGUAUGACCAACGAACCUUUGCUUUUUGUGCCUCAUUUCUGUGAAACGACUUACCCUCCUUAGAUUCAUGUAAUAGUGCAGUUUGUACGGUUGUUAAAUUAUCUUUUUAUCUCCCCACAUUGAAUUAAAAAUGUAUGACCAACGA
This is a messenger RNA of Anneissia japonica, 2775 nucleotides long. RefSeq names its product succinate--hydroxymethylglutarate CoA-transferase-like. Bases 276 to 1430 code for a protein of 384 amino acids. The record is from RefSeq and is a predicted model, not a curated record. Lineage: Eukaryota; Metazoa; Echinodermata; Crinoidea; Comatulida; Comatulidae. Gene Ontology annotation, molecular function: catalytic activity. The transcript is spliced from 12 exons.